GCGACUGUGCGCCCGUCUCAACGACGCGACGCCCCGAGAGGCUCGGCGCUGCGGGUGCGGGGAGGAGAGAGCCCGAGAUGACAGAUAACGUACUGGCGAAGACGCGCUCAAAAAGGACGCGUCAGCUUGCGUCUCCGUUUUAGCGCUUUACGCGGAGCUGGGGAGCGACUGUUUCGGCUCCGUGUGUUAUCAAGCCCACUGUAGACUCUGAUCCACCCCUCCUGGGACCAGAGCUGUACUCUGGAGUCAGCUGACUGACUGCUGGAGUCUUCUACACACCAGCUGACCAAUCACAGGUGAGGAUGCCACUGCACAAACCUCCCCUCAGACGCAGUGCGUCCACGUUAGAGUCAACCAAUUACAGCAGUCCUUCUGUGAUCCCGCCUACUUCUCUCAACCUCCGCUUGUCCCACAAUCAGCAGCUGGGCUGUGACAUCAUAAAGGAGACUCAGGGUUCAGCUGCGCCCACAAAGAGCCGUCACAAGUACGCUGUGACCAGCCUCCAGAGUGCCCCAGGGCUGGAGGAACACCCCGCCUUCUUCAGCCGAAGCCACACCCCAGCAGGGAGCAAACCCGCCCCCACAAAAUCUGCCUCCUCCUCUUCUCUUUACUCCUCCUCCUGCAUCUCCCUCUCCUUCUCGCCAUCCAACCCAAAACUGGCAAAAAAUGGCACCAACCUGCAGCUCAAAGAAACACACUUUGACCUGACUAGGAAAGACAAAAACCGCAAUGAUGUCACCACCAAGAAUGGCUGUGAUUGGCCUGACUGCCUCGGCAAGGACAAUGAGAAGGGCGCCCCCUUCAGGCGGAGGACCAAGAGCUUCCUGGAGUACCAUCGCGAAGAGGAUGAAGAGUCAUCCAGCAGCCCAGGGAAGGAGCUUCCGAUGCCGGCCGAGCAGAUGGGGCUCCCCCCACUGCUGGUACACCAGGCCUGGGCUAAAGAGAACCGGGUGGAAGCCCACCUCACACUGCCCCAGAACCACCUGCUGCUGCUGCCCGGAGAAGAGGAGGAUGGGAGCUCCACCCAGCCUCAGCUGGACUGGGAGAAGGACGGAGGCUUCAUGGCUGGAGACUCCCCAGCCAGUCCCAGGCUGCAGGUCCUGGCCAGCCCAGGGAAGGUGCUCCGUCUGGGGCAGAGAGGGGAGCGGGGUCAGGGUCCAGCCAUGGGACAUCCACAGCAGGAGAAACAGGUACAGGAGGAGGAGGAUGAAGAUUCAAGCUGGACGACUCUGUCUCAGGAGAGUCCAUCGCUAGAGACACCACAGGAGACAGGUACAUGGAGUGACUCAGUGUUGCCCCCUGGCUGGCGGGGGGCAGAGGACCACUCUGACGUCUAUUUCUGGCACCUCCCGACUGAGGCCACCCAACAGGACCCUGUAACCCUUGACAACCACAGUACCUCCGAACCAGAACAGCACCUUGAGGGGGCGAAGGAGCGGCCCUCCCUGUCUGCCCAACCCUCUAAAGCACAGAGUGAGAGGCCUAACAGCAUUGUAUCAGACAGUUCAGUGGAGCCUGUGCCUUUAUCAGCUUCUACAUCACCCUCCUCUUCCUCACCCUGCUAUGAAGUGACUGGUUCCGCAUGCAGCUUCCUCAAUAACAACUACCUGGACCGGAAAGAGAGCCCGUUCUGCCCAGACGCCAGCGAGAGCAGGAGAGAGGAAGAGCAACGAGGGAGUGAACGAGAGAGGGUUCGCUGCAUGCCUUACAGCUACGUCAACCUUAAAGCUAAAGUCUACCCUCCACCAUCACUCCCUCUCUCCAAAGCUAACGUCUGUCCUCCUCCAGCUGACUGCCUCAUUCCCAUUCAUGACUUGGACAAACAGGCCUUCCGGGUGCGCUCGCUCGGCUGGAUGGAAGUGUGUGAGGCUGAGCUGGUGUGUAGCAGAAGCACGGCUGCGGUCAGUGAAUGUGUCAGACUCCUCCAGCUCCCGGACACGCACAUCGCUGCGUCCACGUCCACACUGCGCCGGAGAGAGAGAGAGAGCACGUGUGAGAGGGAGGAGGGAAAAGCAAUGCUACUGGUUGUGCAGGACGCUACCCUGACUCUGAUCGACCCCGUAGACAACACCCUGUUUCAUUCACAGCCAGUCAGUAGUAUCCGUGUGUGGGUUGCUGGGCGGGACAGGAGUAGGGACUUUGCCUACGUGGCUGAGGACAAGAACAAGAACACGCGUGUGCUGAAAUGUCACGUGUUCCAGUGUGAGAGUGCUGCCGUCGCCAACAACCUGCACCAGAUCUGCUCUAAGAUUAUGGCUGAACGGAAGGGUGGCAAAGCAGCCGUGGGCGGAGCCUGUCUUCCCAGCUCCGACGUUCCAUUACAAGCAGACUUUCCCACACCAAAGACUGAACUAGAACAGAGCUUCCAUGUCCUCUACCUGGGAAUGACUUCUGUGUCUCGACCCAUAGGGAUGGACAUUAUAAAUGGAGCAAUCGACAGUCUGCUCUCAUCCACUGGGAAGGAAGAUUGGACCGCCGUUCUGCUGAGCAUUGAGGACGCAACCAUCAGUGUUAUCAAGGAGAAGGAAGGGGAGGAGGAGGUCCUGGUGGAUUGCCGCGUGCGUUUCCUGUCAUUCAUGGGCGUGGGCCGUGACGUGCACACGUUUGCCUUCAUCAUGGACACGGGCAACCAGCACUUCCAGUGUCACGUGUUCUGGUGUGAGCCCAACGCAGGGAGUGUGUCAGAGGCUGUGCAGUCUGCCUGCAUGCUCCGCUACCAGAAAUGUCUCGUCGCUCGCUCUCCCUCUCAGAAGGCAGGCUCCUCGUCUCCGCCCCCCUCGGACUCAGUGACUCGCCGUGUCACCACCAGUGUUAAGCGCGGUGUCCAAUCAAUUAUAGAUACUCUCAAAAAGAAGCCCGCCCCCGAGCUCCCCCACCAAUGACAGGGCAACACUUCCCUGAUUGACAGCACGGCUAAGCCAACCACCAGGAGAUCAUGUAAAUAGUUACAAGUGCUUCUGUGCAGCCAAGAAGAAGAAGCCACCACAGAAAAAUCAACGGGGAUGGAAGAUCAGCCCACUGGAUGCUGCUCCACCUUUAAACUUUGACCUCUGCUGUUUCAGCAUGCCCCCUGAAGCAUGCUUUGGCCCACACAUCCCCCCCACCCAUCCCCCAAACCUACCCCCCCCCACACACACACACACGCUUGCUUACACUCGCAUGUCCCACCCGUUUGAAGUGUUUCUCUUUCCAUAAUCUGUGUUCCAUGCUGUUGUUGCCAUGCCAACACUGAUGUAGCUUCGCUCCUGAGGGCACACCCUUGAUCUCCUAAGUGUACCCAUGUGACCGGAGACUGAUCACCUCAGUGUACCCAUGUGACUGCGGGUUCCCAGUGCCUCCAGAAUCACAGCCUCAUCAGGCCAGCAGCCAUUGCGUUGGUGACAGGCGAGUUCAGAGAGGUUCCCCAGUCUACAGCCUAAAGCUUCUGUCUCACACUACUAGCAUGAGCCUGAUCAUCACAGACUUGGGUUUCAUGCCAACAUAUUUGAGAACAAAACUACUGACCAUGCUGGAAGUCACUGCAAGUAAAUAUGCUCCUCAGUUUCUAUUUUUGACAUUAAAAUAAAUGAUAAAACCAUUUGCAUUGCAAGCAAGUACAAAUAAUGAUUUUGCUCUCAUGUAACUUGAGUGGAGUAACUUAAUGGAAGCAAGGUGUAGUGUUUUCCUGUUUGCAAUGUAGUUUUGUCAUCGAUUAAUAAAUAUUUGAUCUAAUCACUUCUUAAACUGCAGCGUCAGUAGUUUGCCUCACAUAUGCUGUUUGCUUGCAUAAAGAGAGAACAUCAACUCCACAGAACUCAAGCCUGUCAGAACUGUUGUGUUUGUGUCUCAGAAGUCUAAAAUGUAGUUCUAGAACUGACGUGUGUGUGACCACAUGUUUAGUUCUAGAACAGACAUGUGUGUGACCACUUUUGGCUGAAGGGGGAGUGGACCAGAGCUGGUGAUGUACUUUAAUGGGAGAGGAGGCUCCCUCUUCACUCUGCAGUCCUGCUCCAUGCGAGUGCGCGUCUGGGCUGCGUUCGAAAGAAAACAAAAACUGACUUCACUUUCAUGUAGCUGGUGCUAUAGGAAAGGGAAAACACACAAACUGCUGUAAUAUGGCUUUUCAAAAUGACAUUAUAAACACUCACACAGUCUGUUACAAACUUCAAAGGCUCAUAGACAGACGACACACCUUUAGGGGUACAGGGCGGUGCGGAAGGCGGUGUACAUGUACGCUUCUCACAUUAAAAACAAAUGUAGUCCAUGUAAACAAAGCGUGAUUCAUGAGACGUGAUGUCUGUCCUCACUCAGUUUUACACUGUACUAAUGUCAUAAUGUCCCUGUGCAAAUAAACCCAUUUCAAAGUA
Electrophorus electricus (electric eel) is the source of this 4346-nucleotide messenger RNA. RefSeq names its product amyloid beta (A4) precursor protein-binding, family B, member 2a (gene apbb2a). Gene Ontology annotation, molecular function: transcription factor binding; amyloid-beta binding. Gene Ontology annotation, cellular component: cytoplasm; nucleus. Gene Ontology annotation, biological process: regulation of DNA-templated transcription. The record is from RefSeq and is a predicted model, not a curated record. NCBI's taxonomy places the organism in Eukaryota, Metazoa, Chordata, Actinopteri, Gymnotiformes, Gymnotidae.